AUGGUGAGACACCCUUACCUAAAGAAAGGAACGUGGACUGCUGGUGAAGACCAGAAGCUGACUGCUUAUAUCAUGAGAUAUGGCAUUUGGAACUGGAAUCAAAUGCCCAAAUUUGCUGGGUUGCAAAGAUCAGGGAAGAGCUGCAGACUUCGUUGGAUGAAUUACUUGAGACCCAAUAUAAGGCGAGGAAACUUCACCAGGGAAGAAGAAGAAACCAUAAUCCAGCUGCAAAAAAAGCUGGGGAAUCGAUGGUCAGCUAUAGCAGCAAGGCUUCCUCAAAGAACAGACAACGAUAUCAAAAACUACUGGAACACUUGCUUGAAGAGAAGAUCAGUAAUAUCAGCGAACAACAGCUCAGCAUCGGCAACCACAGAAACCAGUUCCAAUAUUGAGGAGAAUUCGUGUGACGCCGAGUCCUCGAACUUGCUGCUGAGUAUUCAUGCAAUGGACGAGUCCCCAGAACCAUUCGAUUACGGCGCUACUUUCUCUCUAUCAGGUUGCCACCGAACUGUGGAAGUUGACUACACUUAUAGCAUGAUCAGUGAACAUGUUGUUUCAUCUGAAAACUAUUGGGGAAUACAGAGUUUUGUGGAGCAGCCACUGAUGACAGAGGAUUUCGAUUGUGAAGCAUGGUGGCACAGUCACCAUCAACACUACUGUGAUUCUCUGGACGAUUUCUGGUUCAAUCCAUUAGUUUAG
Molecule: messenger RNA, 699 nt
Organism: Hibiscus syriacus
Lineage: Eukaryota; Viridiplantae; Streptophyta; Magnoliopsida; Malvales; Malvaceae
Product: myb-related protein 305-like
Exons: 2
Coding region: 1-699 (232 amino acids)
Source: RefSeq, a predicted model, not a curated record